Messenger RNA from Chelonoidis abingdonii (Abingdon island giant tortoise), 2499 nucleotides. The record is from RefSeq and is a predicted model, not a curated record. NCBI's taxonomy places the organism in Eukaryota, Metazoa, Chordata, Testudines, Testudinidae.
GCGUUUCCUCCUUCGGCGCCAUUUUGUAGCGCAGAGAAUCCGCAAAUAAAGAGCGGGCGGCAGCGCGGGGUGGGGGAGGCGGCGGACCGUGGGGGCCCCGGGUCUGGUCGCUGAGGCGGGUGUGGAAGGUGCCGCCCUUGAUGUGACGGGCCAGGCCCGGGCAGUCGGUGCGCAGGGACAGUGAGGCCUCCGCGCCGCAAGCAGGAGGAGGCGGCGAAUGCGGCCAGGGAGGGCCGAGCGGGAUCUGGAGCCGUUCGAGGGCUUUGCCCCUUUCCACCGGCAGUGAGCCGCGUCCCCGCCGCAGGGAGAGGCCUGCGCGCUGCGCUGUCAAACGGCCUGUCUUGCUGCGGCCGGGCGGGAGAGCUGAACGGUUUCCAAUGGCCUGUUCAGGGCGGCGGCGGGGUUCGCCGGCUGAAUGUGGAGGCGCCGCUCACUUGGGAUCCCGUCCUGCGAAGGCUGAUGCACAUGCUUAGUUUUACGCAUUGUGCGUUGGUUCCGGGAAGGCGGCGGGACUAGUCACCGUGCCUAAAGUUGAUUCACAAUGACUAAUGAAGAACCUCUCCCAAAGAAGGUUCGCCUGAGUGAAACGGACUUUAAGGUUUUGGGUAGAGAUGAACUGAUCCUAAGGUGGAAGCAAUAUGAAGCAUAUGUACAGGCUCUGGAGGGCAAAUACACAGAUCUUAAUUCUAAUGAUGUAACUGGAUUGAGAGAGUCUGAAGAGAAGCUGAAGCAACAGCAGCAAGAGUCUGCCCGAAGAGAGAAUAUCCUGGUGAUGAGGCUGGCAACUAAGGAACAGGAAAUGCAAGAGUGUACGAAUCAGAUUCAGUACCUCAAGCAAGUCCAGCAGCCUAGUGUUGCCCAACUGAGAUCAACAAUGGUGGACCCAGCCAUCAACUUGUUUUUCCUAAAAAUGAAAGGUGAACUGGAACAGACUAAAGACAAACUGGAACAAGCCCAAAAUGAACUGAGUGCCUGGAAAUUUACGCCUGAUAGCCAAACAGGCAAAAAGUUAAUGGCGAAGUGUCGAAUGCUUAUCCAGGAGAAUCAAGAGCUUGGAAGGCAGCUGUCCCAAGGACGCAUUGCACAGCUUGAGGCAGAGCUGGCUUUACAGAAGAAAUAUAGUGAGGAACUAAAAAGCAGUCAGGAUGAAUUGAAUGACUUCAUCAUCCAGCUUGAUGAGGAGGUAGAGGGUAUGCAGAGUACCAUUCUAGUUCUUCAGCAGCAGUUGAAGGAGACCCGCCAGCAGUUGGCUCAGUUCCAGCAGCAGCAGUCCCAGGCCUCAGCCCCAGGUACCAGCAGGACUCCAUCUUCUGAGCCUACAGACCAGGGAGAAGCCGUGGGUAAAGACUGCAGCCGUCUGGCUAAUGGACCGAGCAACGGCAGCUCUUCCCAUCAGAGGACGUCUGGGCCUGGAUUUUAUAGGGAGGGUAGUGGCACAGAAGAUGACUUCCCAGCAUCUCCAGGGAAUGGUAAUAAGCUCUCCAACCACUCUGAAGAUAGAACUGUCAGAGGCGGUUGUAGCUACAUAAACCAACUAAGUACUGGGUAUGAAAGUGUAGACUCUCCCACUGGCAGUGAAAACUCACUCACUCACCAUUCAAAUGACACAGACUCCAAUCAUGAUCCUCAAGAAGAGAAAACAGUGAGCAUGAAAGGUAAUAGAACUGUGGGUUCUCGUCAUGUUCAGAAUGGUUUGGACUCCAAUGUAAAUGUCCAGGGUUCAGUUUUGUAACAUUUUUUCUGCAACACUUUUAUACAGUGUCAUUUAAAUUGGGAGAGGAUACUGUCCAGAAACCGUUUAAAUUAGUGCAUACUCGUCACAGUUUUGCCUUUUUGUGGGUUUUUUUGCUUCAAUACCUCUGCCACUUUGGAAAUUUUAACAGUUAAUUACGUUGAACGUUGCUAAAAGGACAUUUGUGUAGGCUCAAGUUAUUUUUAUAUGAGUUAAUGUGAAGUUGAAAGUGGAAAUUAUUUCCACAGAGUAUAACAUAAAUGAUGUCUGUACAAAUCUGUGUAUAUCUAGAACCUGUGCUGUGUAAGGGCAUUCUUACUCAUACUGUUAUAUUUACACCACAUUCAAAAUUUGUCAUACUAGCUGUGGGUUUAUGACUGCCAAGUUUGCCCAGUACAGUAGUUUUAUCACUAAAGGAUGGACUUGUUGAAGGAGUCCUGUAGUAGUUCCAGUGUUAAUUAGUUUCUUUCCACCAUUCAUCUGUGCAUUUCUCCUUAGGUGGCCGAAUGUUUAAGAAGUUUGUGUGCAUAGUUACUCAGUUUUAAGAACUGUUGUAUCCUGUUUAUGCAUAUUGCUCUGUGACUCCAAUAUUCUCUUACCUGUACUGACCAAACCUAAAUAAAGACUUUUAAUAAUGUAAUUUAUUUUAGUCUGCAUUGGUUUCAUAUGAUGUAUUUGUAUACAAUGCAUUUUUAUUGUACGUGUUUUCUGUUGGGUUAUUUGCCCACUACCAAUCUACAUAGUAAAAAAUCAUGCUGAAGACUCAA